Coffea eugenioides is the source of this 1097-nucleotide messenger RNA. Its product is annotated as transcription factor bHLH35-like. Bases 156 to 845 code for a protein of 229 amino acids. Gene Ontology annotation, molecular function: DNA-binding transcription factor activity; sequence-specific DNA binding; protein dimerization activity. NCBI's taxonomy places the organism in Eukaryota, Viridiplantae, Streptophyta, Magnoliopsida, Gentianales, Rubiaceae. Gene Ontology annotation, cellular component: nucleus. The record is from RefSeq and is a predicted model, not a curated record. Gene Ontology annotation, biological process: regulation of DNA-templated transcription. The transcript is spliced from 5 exons.
UAAAUUAAAGGAAAAAAAAAGGCAUCUAUUAUUGUUAUCACCUUCAUCAUCAUCUCAAUAUCAUUUCUUCACUUUCUUCCAAGGUUCAUUCUUCUUCUUCAUUCUUCUUCCUCCUCCUCCACAGAGCCAAAGGAGAAAGAAGGAAAGAAGAAACUAUGGAUGACACGUGGGAAAACAUGUUCCUCCAAACUGACGAACUGGACAGCUAUUUGGAUGAAUCAUUUUCAUAUUAUGAUUCAAGCUCUCCUGAAGGAGCACAAUCAUCGGCAGCAUCAAAGAACAUUGUUUCUGAGAGGAAUAGGAGGAAGAAGCUGAAUGAGAGGCUAUUUGCACUUAGAGCUGUGGUCCCCAAUAUCAGUAAGAUGGACAAGGCUUCCAUUAUUAAAGAUGCCAUAGACUACAUACAAGAAUUGCAUAAUCAAGAGAGAAUGAUUCAAGCUGAAAUAUCAGAACUGGAGUCAAAGAGGAGUAUAUUUCUUGAUUUUGAUCAAGAAAUAAGCUAUAAUUCCCAGCCAAAGAGAUCAAGAUUUGAGCAGACCUGUGAUUCUGCAGGAUCCAGAUCAUCUCCCAUUGAAGUUCUUGAGUUAAGGGUAUCUCACAUGGGAGAGAAGACUAUUGUUGUUAGCCUCACAUGCAGUAAAAGAACAGACACAAUGGUGAAGAUCUGUGAAGUUUUUGAAUCCUUGAAUCUCAAAAUCAUUACAGCCAAUAUCACUGCAUUUUCCGGCAGGCUUCUAAAGACAGUAUUCUUAGAGGCCAAUGAAGAAGAAAAAGAUGUUGUGAAGAUAAAAAUUCAAACUGCAAUUGCAGCUUUAAAUGAUCCAGACAGCCCUAUGAGCAUGUGAAGAGAGAGAAUGAGGCUCAGCAUUGUGAAUUAUCCAAGAAUGCAUCUAGGGAUAAUAGAUGUCAACAACAAAAUCAGUUUUCUUCUUGUCAAGUUUUUUACUGUAGCAAUUAGGCUGUAGUUUAGUUCCCUUUCAAGAAGAUGAGUGGAAUAAGUAAUGUGCUUUGGUUUUGUUGAUCUAUUUUUGUAUCUCUCUCGUGUGUAUAUAUGUUACACAAGUUUUUACGAAGGUCUGAUCUUUCUACUGUUUGGU